AUGUUCCCAGAGAAUAUCAGUUAUGAAACUUAUGAUGGUAAACCCAAGAUAAGUGCAGUUAAAAAGUCUACAACCACCCUUACAGCAUACGGGGGUACUCCAAUUCCACAAUUUGGUACAUGCGACAUAAAGUGCUCAUACAAUAACAACAGCACAAUUGCUACAUUCUAUGUGACUGAUGUACACAGCAGAGCAAUUAUUGGAUUACCAACUGCACUAGAUCUUCACUUGAUUACGUUGAACUGUUCAGUAGAGAAAUCACAAGCACAAGAGUCGCCUACUAAGGACACGGCAAAGCUUAAACCAAGCACUUCCAUAGAUAAUAAAUCACACCUGAUUGCACAUGAAUACCCAAAUUGUUUUAAUGGGAUUGGCAAAUUUCAAGGGGAAUAUCACAUCUCCUUAGACCUUUCAGUUCCACCUGUCAUUCACUCACCCCGACGCGUUCCCAUCAGCCUUAGCUUGAAGAUGAUAUCAAACACGAGUUAG
Paramuricea clavata is the source of this 489-nucleotide messenger RNA. NCBI's taxonomy places the organism in Eukaryota, Metazoa, Cnidaria, Anthozoa, Malacalcyonacea, Plexauridae. The record is from the annotation of a GenBank genome assembly.